CACGAACAAACGCGCACUCGCAUAGUUAAUGGAUUAUAAAUUUUGAUUUGUGAGAUUUUUUUUAUCACGUAGGGCUAGGUGCAUGGUGUAGAGGGCAUAUUCCUCUACACAUACACCCUAAGCAAUCCUCAUUUUCACAAGCCCAUCUCGUUUGUUCGAGCGCCAAUUUUUAUGCUCCAAAACAAUAUGCUUCGUCUCCCUCCAUCGCCAUGUCGUCGUCCCCAGACCCCACCAUCCUCCACUCCGAAACCCUAACCCUACCUCCUCCCCCGUUCAUGGCGGACGACGCCACCUCCACCACCGCCACCAUCUCGUGGCCGGAGAAGGAGAAGACGACGGCGACGACGGCGACGGAGGAGAAGAAGAGGGAUCGUCUCGCGGAGCUCCCGGAGCAUCUCCUGCUCCGCAUCGUCUCCUUCCUCCCCACCCACGUCGCCGUGCGCCUCUCCCUCCUCGCCCGUCGCUUCCGCGGCCUCUGGGCCUCCUCCCCUUCCCUCUACCUCGAUCGCUCCUCCCUCCGCCGCACCCCCCGCUUCGUCCUCCUCGCCGAUCGCUUCCUCUCCCUCCGCGACCGCUCUGCGCCGCUCCGGCGCCUCCGCCUCUGCUCCGACUACUCCGCGCGCCACCUCCUCGACCCCCUCGACCCGAUCUCCUGGCUCGUCCGCUCCCGCCCCCUCGGCCUCCGCCACCUCCACCUCGACCUCCACCACGAAACCCUAAUCUAUCUCCUCCCAUUCAUCCUCGACUUCGAAACCCUAGAGUCCCUCUCCCUCUCCACCUUCUCCAACCCCUAUGGCGACAAGGGCAUCGUUCUCCCCGACACUAUCCGGCUAGAUCGCCUAAGAAGGCUCAGCCUUUACCUCCUGCUUGAGCCCCUCUCCCUCUCGCGGCUCGUCGCCAGCGCCCCGGUGCUUGAGGAUCUCAAUCUGAGGGACGUGAGGGCGAAGCAGGUGGAUCUGAAUGCUCCCAAUCUUAAAAGGUUGAAUCUUAAUUCGCAUUGGCUCCUUGAGGUGCGAUUGUGGUGUCCUAAGCUCGAGCUCCUGCGAUGCAGCCUCUCGGGGCCGUUGGCGAAGUAUGAGGGGUUCAUGCCCUCGCUCCGGAGGGCGCGUGUCACAUUGUCGGAUCUUACGGCCGAGGAUGCUGCUGCUGUAGGAUGUGUGAUUCAGAGUGUUGCCAAUGUGUCUGAGCUUAAAAUUCGCGUCUCCGCUUGUUGGAGACAGUUACUUCCGGUUCGCCUCUUGGUAGACGAAGAAAGGAGCCUUCCGACUUUUCCUAAUCUGAGAAGUUUGUUUGUCUACACAUCCUUUCAUGAGAUAAAUAUCAGAGACAUGAUUACUUUGCUUGAUCAUUCGCCGGUUCUCGAUUCUCUCGACUUGUGCCACUCGUCUCCGUAUAUCAAUGAUAAGAAGAAGAAGGCAAAAGACUGGCAAUCGAAGCUGCCUCGAAAUUCUUCUGGCAAUUAUCAAACUGCAUGCUUCACCGAUCUUCGAGUAAAGAAGAGGAGGACUGAGGCUGUGAAGCUGCUGUCGAAGAGAUUGAAGAUAAAAGAGUAACCGUAAAUCCGUAAAUGCUAUAAUAACAGAGAGCUUUUGUGAAUCCGCUCAACCUCUUUUUGUGAUGUUUUCGAGUUUCUUGCGACUCGUUUUGCUGCAUAUUAUCUAAUUUAUCUCUACAUUAGUGUUUUUUCUUGAGUAUCUUUUUGAUUGCUCAAUGAGCCAAAGGACUUUCGGAACUCAUUAAUCGGAUUAUUGGUUUUGUGUGCCUCUA
This is a messenger RNA of Ananas comosus (pineapple), 1767 nucleotides long. RefSeq names its product F-box/FBD/LRR-repeat protein At5g22700-like. Gene Ontology annotation, molecular function: protein binding. The coding region runs from base 210 to 1553 and encodes 447 amino acids. The record is from RefSeq and is a predicted model, not a curated record. The transcript has 3 exons. NCBI's taxonomy places the organism in Eukaryota, Viridiplantae, Streptophyta, Magnoliopsida, Poales, Bromeliaceae.